Molecule: messenger RNA, 2183 nt
Organism: Scatophagus argus
Lineage: Eukaryota; Metazoa; Chordata; Actinopteri; Scatophagidae
Gene: grpr
Product: gastrin-releasing peptide receptor
Exons: 4
Coding region: 5-1123 (372 amino acids)
Biological process (GO): G protein-coupled receptor signaling pathway
Cellular component (GO): membrane
Molecular function (GO): G protein-coupled peptide receptor activity
Source: RefSeq, a predicted model, not a curated record
ACAGAUGGAGCAUCUGUACCCAAACGCGUCGCGCAGCGUCAUUCCUGACCAAAGCUCGGCACGGACGAUGUGGCUCACCGGUGUGGCCAUCGCUUCUGUUUACGGCGUAAUCAGCGUGUUGGGGCUAAUAGGCAACAUCACCCUCAUUAAGACAUUUUGCUCCGCCAAAUCCAUCCGCAAUGUGCCGAAUCUCUUCAUGUCGAGCCUUGCGCUCGGGGAUGUUUUACUGCUGGUGACCUGCGCUCCGGUGGAUGCCAGCCGCUACCUGUCAGAGGAGUGGCUGUUCGGGAGAGUGGGCUGUAAAGUCAUCCCGUUCAUUCAGCUCACUUCGGUUGGGGUGUCUGUGUUCACUCUCACAGCUCUCUCUGCUGACAGGUACAGGGCCAUCGUGAAGCCCCUGGACAUCCAAACAUCGAGCACCACUACCAGCAUUGUCCUCAAGGCGGCACUCAUCUGGGUCUUUUCCCUGGUCCUGGCUAUCCCUGAGGCCAUCUUCUCAGACCUCCACACCUUCAAUGUCACCGCCACCAAUGAGAGCUUCACCACCUGUGCCCCCUAUCCUCAUGCAGGGGAACUGCACCCUAAGAUCCAUUCCAUGGCCUUCUUCCUUAUUUUUUAUGUCAUUCCCCUACUGGUCAUAUCUGUGUACUACACCUUCAUCGCUCAAAGCCUGAUGAGGAGUGCCUCAAACCUGCCUGUGGAGGGGAAUGUGCAUGCAAGACAACAGGUUGAAUCACGAAAGCGCUUGGCCAAGACAGUGCUGGUGUUUGUUGGUCUCUUUGCAGUCUGCUGGCUUCCCAGUCAUGUCAUCUACUUGUACCGCUCCUAUCACUACUCCGAGGUGGACACAUCCCUGGUUCACUUUGUGUUCAGCAUUGUGGCUCGUAUCCUGGCCUUCACCAACUCCUGCCUCAACCCGUUUGCCCUUUACCUGCUGAGCAAGUCAUUUCAGAAGCAGUUCAACCAGCAGCUUUGCUGUUGCUGCCGUGUCAUCCUGAAACACUCCUCACAAAGCCCAACACAGUACAACACACGUGUGACCUCUGUCCGCAGCACUCAUCACUCCGUGGCCAGUCUGAGCAUGAUCAACGGUAGGUGGCUCUAUCAGGAGGACUGUGUGUGAGGGAAAAGUUAACCACAAAACACUUGGGGGCCAACUUGGUGUAAAUUAAUGCAUGUAUUUCUUUCUUUUUUUUUUUUACAAGCUUACUGCUUUAAUAUGUUAGCACUAAUCUCUGUGCAGUCAGUGGCCUUGUUAUCCACAUCUGAACAUGGUUGCACUACUGUGCAAAAGUUUCACCCUUUAUACUGAUGUAGCAGUACAAUCCAACAGUAUUUUUCCUUUAAGGAGUAUUUGCUAUUGUAGAUUAGUAGUAUAUGAAUUAAAUUAUAAGGAGGCAGGGAGGUCCUUUUCUAUUGUAAGAUAACCUCUUUGCUAUUCUUCAGUUUGUUUUACAAACUGUUUAAGGACAGUCUUCGAGACAUUAUUGAAAUGUUUUCACAGACUGCGUUGUACACACCGUGACAACUUACCUGAACAUCAUGAGUAAAAUUUGUGGAGUGUCGCUUUAAGGGUUUCAUCCAAACUCACUAAUUGUGAAAGAGGUGCAGAAUUUGCAGUCGGACAGACAAGAAAGGAUAGCAUUUUGCAUCUGUGAGGAAAAAUCAUCUCUAAUGAAGCUAUAGCUUAGAGAAGUGGCAGAAACCAGCAUCAGUCUUUAGGGCCACCCUUUUAGUAUCAACACGACGACAUUUCAAAGAAUCAGGGAUUAUCUUUAACGAAGUAAAAAAGCUUUUUGUUGACGAUAAAUAAGUUGAAGUGCUUUUGCUAUGUUUGCUAUGCUAUGAAAAGUCAAAUCACUUUGCUCUAAUUUGUGAUGUCUGUUUAUAUUUCUUGAUGAAUAGUAUUCUGUCUGUAUUCUGUCUGAGUGUAAUAUUUCUAAAUGUUAUAUUUUGUGACAACUGUGAAAUUAUUGAGCUGCGAUGUACACUGUGAAAAAUGAACUGUGAUUGUAAACAUGUCGUAGAAAUCACAUUUGUAACUCUUUUUGUGUGUGUAUUAACACAGGUUGCAUUCAGUUCUGCAGUACAUUAAUGGACACUAAGUGUAGUGUUUUGCUUAAAAAUAAUGCUUCUUUCCAAUGGAAGAAACAUAAUGUAUAAUCAAUAAAAAGGCAGUCAAA